AUGAAAGCCGUAGAUACUGAUGCGAUCACCGCAGUCGAGCGGCAGCUCAAAGACAUUGUGCAGACGCUCUACAACCUCAUAGUUCAGGCCUACGACCAUCACGGCAGCAAGACGCAAGAUGCCAUGAAGCGUGAGAUCCAGGCACUGAUCCAGAAUCUUGUGAGACUGUCGAACACAGCUCCUAACGUUCUCAUCGACAUACCUCCGGAGGUCACAAAUUAUGUCGAGAGCUCUCGAAACCCAGACAUUUACACUCGAGAGUUUGUCGAGCUUGUCCAGCGCACCAAUCAGAUGCUGAAGGGUCGCGAAGAAGCGUUCCGUUUCCUGCAAGAACAGAUUGCAUGGCAGCUUUCCAAUGCUGUUCCUGAGCUCAAGGACGAUGUCGUUAAAGUCGUCGAGUCCACCGGUGGAAAAGUCCCUACUUGA
Molecule: messenger RNA, 426 nt
Organism: Didymella exigua CBS 183.55
Lineage: Eukaryota; Fungi; Ascomycota; Dothideomycetes; Pleosporales; Didymellaceae
Product: mediator of RNA polymerase II transcription subunit 10
Exons: 3
Coding region: 1-426 (141 amino acids)
Biological process (GO): regulation of transcription by RNA polymerase II
Cellular component (GO): mediator complex
Molecular function (GO): transcription coregulator activity
Source: RefSeq, a predicted model, not a curated record